Messenger RNA from Eucalyptus grandis, 1018 nucleotides. Its product is annotated as toll/interleukin-1 receptor-like protein. The record is from RefSeq and is a predicted model, not a curated record. Gene Ontology annotation, biological process: signal transduction. Bases 205 to 813 code for a protein of 202 amino acids. The transcript has 3 exons. Lineage: Eukaryota; Viridiplantae; Streptophyta; Magnoliopsida; Myrtales; Myrtaceae.
UCUCAAACUCCCUCUCAGAUCUGGCCCCUCCCUCUGGCCUCUACGGCUAAGCCAUCGAUCUCUCUCUCGAGAUUUGCCUGAGUCGCCGGCUCGUUGGUCCCCUCUCUCGAUUUCGUUGCGGCCUCUCCUUUGUCGGUCGGCCGUCAAUUAGCCCACUAGUCUCAUUUCCUACGUGCAGUGGCAUCGGUCACCAACACAUCAAGAAUGAAGUUCGAGGUAUUCCUGAGUUUCAGGGGACUAGACACUCGGGACAACUUUACUAGUUGCCUCUAUCAUGACAUGGUCGAGAAAGGAAUCCGUGUCUUCAAAGAUGACAAAGAGCUCCCAAUUGGUCAGAAGGUUGAGGGAGAGCUCUUGCAAGCCCUUGAUGAUUCUCAAAUCUAUAUCCCCAUCUUCUCUAAGCGAUUCGCUUCUGCUCCUUGGUGUCUCCGUGAGGUUGCACAUAUGGUAAAUUGCACUUCAAAGUCAGAUGGAAAGAAGGAGAUCCUCCCCGUUUUCUUUGAUGUGAAGCCGGAUGAUGUCAAACUUAAAACCGAAUUGUACAGAGAUGCCCUCUCUGAGCUUGGGAAGAAGUACGGCUCAGAUGAAGUGAAGAGCUGGGAAGAUGCUCUUGCUGAGGUUCCAACUAAAGUAGGUUGGAAGCUGGAAGGAAAAGGGUAUGGUGAACUUAUAAAAUUGAUUGUUCGAGAGGUUCUACUCAAGUUAAAGGGGAAGAAUAGACAUCUUCCCGACCAUCUAGUUGAAACAGAUGAUCUAGAACGUAUAGAGGAAUUGUUGGAUGUUGACUCGAUGACCAUGUACGUUUCGUUAUAAUCCAUGGGACGGGUGGUAUUGGUAAAUCAACCCUUGCUAGGGUUAUCUUCAACCGAUUUCGGUUUAAAUUCAAUUAUAGUAGUUUUCUUGAAGAUGUCCAAAGUCAUCGUCUCUUGGACUUGCAAAAGAAACUACUAUCCGAAACACUAGGGUCAAACUCUGCUCAAGAAAUUUAUGACACAAAUGACGGGAUCGAUCGCAUAAC